AGCGGCGCCGUUGCACGCACAGACUACCCAAUUUCACUGUGCCUCACAUUCAAGAGCACCGUGUGCACAAACGCGGCUCGGGCCUGCUUGAUCAAACCGCCUUCUCUCUUUUUCUUUCUUUCUAUCUGCCUUUUUUUUUGUUGCUGCUGGUUGACGCGCUUCUCUGCGUGCCGCAGGAGCGAACGCCUAAACUCACCGUAUUUGACUCUCACUCUUUUCCACUUUGCUUUACCAAAAACCUUCACUCAGUUCGUUUUGUAUUCUUCUUCUGAUUCCGUCGUUUCAGGCGUGGUGCGGCAAAGACACUUUGCUGUUACUGUUGUUGUGAUCUUUACUGCUUCCCCCUCCCCCUUCCCCCCUUUUCCCCUGAAUAGCGCACUGCCUUUUUCGUCUUCUAUAUCCGCGAAGGUGUCCUUCAUUUCUCUCUCUACUAAAAAAGGAAGAAGAAAAGAGUGCCGAAUCAACAUUGGGGUUGCUAGACUGGCUGGCUUCCUUCCUCGCUAUAGUUUGACCUUUGUCUUGUCAUCUUCGUUUGGACUGCCGCCAUGAUUACCCCCAGUCACCCACGACGGACGCGCAAGGAGGUCCGGCUCGGCAAAAACCCCGACGUCGUGUACUGCGAGGAGGACCGCAUCGGUCAAGGCCAAUUUGGUACUGUCUACCGUGGCCGCUGCCCCGCCACGGACACCGUCGUCGCCGUUAAGAUGCUCCGCGACAUACCCGCCGUCGGCGUCAGCGAGGCCGCCAGCACCUGUCGCCCUGAUCGCACGACGGCGCCGGAGGCAGACGGACGCGAAAACUCGACUUCCACACCAAAGCCACGACCGCGGUUCCCCUCCGAGUUGGAGCUGCUGUGGGCACUGCGCGGUGAUCACUGCCCGAACAUCGUACACGUGCUCUCUGUGUGGAACAAGCCGCGUAAGCACCACUCCACCGGCGGUACAACAUCAGCGGAGAGGCGGAGCAGCAGCGGUGGUGGCAAUGAUGGUUCCCCGCCGCCGUCCUCCACGUCCACGGCCGCCUCCUCCCCCCGCCGGGCCGACACACACGAGCGGCACUCGAACAUGUACGUGCUGGUGACGGAGUACUGCGAGGGCGGCGACCUCCAGCACCGCCUGCAGGCCCUCGACUCGAACGUGCCAACCCACGUCGCCCGCUCCUUCACCUACCAGCUGUGCAACGCCCUCUACACCCUCAAGCGGCGCCGCAUUGUACACCGCGACAUCAAGCCGGCGAACCUGCUCUUAACCUCGCGGGAUUGGGAGACGGCGACGCUGAAGGUGGGGGACUUUGGAAUGGCCAAGGCAGCCCCGGCCCCCACGGCGGUGCGGAAGGGAGAAGGAGCAGCCGCGGCGGAGGCGAACACGGAAGACAGCGACGCCGCGGCUGGGCUCAUGCACGACGUCGACGGGGACGAGUCCAACCCCCUCCCCUCCACGCUCUUCUACUCGGAGGUGGGCACGCCGAUGUACAUGUCGCCCGAACGCAUUGCCGGGCAGCCCUACGACUACAAGGCGGACGUCUACUCGGCUGGCAUGGUGCUGCUGGAGAUGCUGCUCGGGUCGUGCGUCCGCGUGACACGGGUGUCGCAGCUGCGGACGAUGGUGCCAGAGACGAUUCAGCGCAUUCGCCGACGGUACACCGCCAAGGGCGGAGAAGCCCCGGUGUGGCUCGACUUGGUGCAGAAGAUGACGGCGACCGACCCGGCGCAGCGGUACUCCGUUGAGGAGGUCCUGCGGCAUCCGUGGUUCGCCGCGGGGGUCGGGCCGGCCCUUCCGCCCCUGACGUUCGAACUGCCGUCCGAGGAAAGGGAGAUGGAGAAAGAGCCCGCCGCUGCGGAGGAUGCGGGGAGGGACGGGGGAAGGAGUGUUGAGGACGCACGGCUGACCGGACACGACGGUGCUGCCGAUCAAGCAGAAGCUGCGGCUCCUUUGAAGUCCGCCGCCACGGAUGCCGCUGCCACCGCCUCCGCAAAGCACGCCGUACACGAUGCCACGGCGGUCCUGCCGCCCCCCAUCCACACCGAGGCGGACCGUCAAGAGGAAAACGACGCCGGCAUUUCGACCCCCGCGCGUGGGGAGCAUCGGCAGGGGCCACCGUCGUCUUGGUCGCUGCUGGGUGUGUGCACCGGGAUCGAGCUGCAGCACAACACGGCCCGCUGCGUCUGCACAGGGCCGACGCCUAAGUCGAAGCACAGCGGACUCGCGUCCGUCAAUCAUGUGGCGACAGCUACCACAGCGGCGGCGGCGGUGUCGGCUGCUGCCGCGCUCGCCCUGCCGGCGGCGUGUGGGCCACACGUGAUCACCCACGCCGUACGCGGCUUCGUCGACAGCGUGUACCUCUACGCCCUGCAAGAUGAGCUGGACCCCGUGGGCGGACUGACGCUCAUCUCUUUCCUUGUCGAGCUCGUGCAAAACGGGUUUGGUGCCUACCUCGAGUGUUUGGAGUCCCUCGGCAGCGGAGGAGGCGCGGGGACGAGCACAACUGCAACGGCGGGAACUGAUGGGCCGUCUGCGCUGGAGAACAGCAGCGGCGUCUGCAUCGACGGACACCGCUUUGUUGUGAAGGAGGUCGGGGGACUGCCGGAGGUGUGGCAGCGGCUGAUGGUGCGGUUGUCGCACGCGAAGACGGUGUACACGGCGCAGCUGCCGCCGCGCAUGCUGCAAAAUGCUGCGCUGUGGCGGCGACGUGUGCUGCGAACGACGACAGGAGGAGCCGCAGCUGCAGAAGAUGGCGUGAAGGAUGCAGACGCCGAGGACAGCAACCUCUACGCCGCGUCGACGUCUUCGUCCGAAGAGGAGGCGGCCAUGCCGGGUCUGCCGAACGUCGCUUCCAUCACGAAUGUCGCCGCAGCUGCACAUGGGCCAAUGUUGUUGCCUGCAGCGGCUACGACGACGACCACCGCCGCUGCUGCUGCUGCUGGUGGCGCAGGAAGUCCGCCACUCCGUGCCUACACGCUGAGCACCCGGGCAGAGCAGCUCAUUUUUGAAAAGGCCGUCGACUACCUUCAAUCGGAGGCGCUGGCGGUGCUCAUGACGCCACCGACUCUCCCCCCGCCCCCACAGGACUGUAGAGAGGAGGGACAACGACGCAUGGGCGAGCCCAGCGGGGACCGUCGUGACCUCGACACCACGGACUGCCUAGAGGAGGAGGAGGAGGCGUCCAAGAUUCGACACAGUCGGGUCGCACCGGUACCGCCCUCACCCUCGGCGUCGUCGAGUCGUCGGCUGUCAUCGACCACAACGGCAGGAGCCAACACGAGCGCCGCGGCAUCCACGGCGCACGCCGCCAUGCCGCCGCACCGUGGUAUCGCCCUGCUACGUGUGUUGUUGCAGCGCGCGGUGCUGAGCGUGGCGCAGGUGGGGUUGGAGCCGGAGGGACCGUUUGCGGCGCGCAGCCCGCCGCUUGAGCCGUCGGCGGUGUCCCCCGUCGUCGUCGUCACGCCGCGCGGCGAUGCGGUAAAUAACCCUUUCGCCGCACCGACGCGGACGUCCUCGCCGUCCUCCACCACCGUCACCGCCGCGGUGGCCGCCGUCGCGCCUUCGACGAAUUCGUGGGAGGGCGGGGAGACCGAGGCGGGCGGGUACGCGUUUGUGGUGCAGGUGCCGGUGUACGCGACGCUGCAGAGGACGGAUGUGGAGGUGGUGGAGAAUCUGUUGUGUGCCGCCACACGUGUGUUCACGAACUGCCAGCGCUCUGCCUAA
This is a messenger RNA of Leptomonas pyrrhocoris, 3704 nucleotides long. RefSeq lists its product as hypothetical. Gene Ontology annotation, molecular function: ATP binding; protein serine/threonine kinase activity. The coding region runs from base 546 to 3704 and encodes 1052 amino acids. Gene Ontology annotation, cellular component: cytoplasm; autophagosome. Gene Ontology annotation, biological process: autophagosome organization; protein autophosphorylation; peptidyl-serine phosphorylation. The transcript has a single exon. Lineage: Eukaryota; Euglenozoa; Kinetoplastea; Trypanosomatida; Trypanosomatidae. The record is from RefSeq and is a predicted model, not a curated record.